CUAUAUCUUGUCGACGUGUCGGAAGCACCCAAUCUUUCGCAAAUGAUUUGAAUCCUGUUCCUGUAUCACUGGUACUUGUAAGAUUCAUAUAAUCAGUCAGGAACAAUUUUCUAUAGAACAGAUAAUACCUUUGGUGCAAUUUGAGACGAACAUCAUUAGACCCCGCUCUUCAAUAGGCACCCAUCCAUUCAUCCAAGAUCUUGAAUAUUAUCAUCGACUUGAAGCAUUUGAAGUACCUAUAAUAGUCUUAACCUUUUUUGUCUUAUCCUUGUCAUAUCUGUAUCAACGCUUACCUGUGUCAGACGUACCAUUAUGAAUUUGUUCCCCCGAAGACGAAGUGCCGUCAUUAAGAUUCUGGUGCUUGUAAUAGUUACGUGGUUUUUGGUAACCGUGCUGCUAGCCUAUAAUGAGAAAGUGAAUACGGGUAAAGACGUUGAAAUGAGAAACAUUCCAAACAAGAACGUUAUUCGAGACAGUACCAACAAAUUUAAGGAAGUCAACCAACGUGAAUCAAUAGAUAAUCAACCUUUUCCCCCACAACCCCCAGGAGUUCGUCACAAGUAUCAUAAAGCGGUCGAUGUCCCUGGAGACCAAGGUCAUGGGGUGCUUCCUCCACCUGGAGAUCCUGAAGGCCCAGGAGAGAUGGGAAAACCAGUCAAAUUGAAUAAUCUGACCCAGUCUCAGCAAGCCAUGGUGAAGCAAGGGUGGGAAAAGAAUGCUUUUAAUCAAUACAUCAGUGACCUUCUCUCUCUUCAUAGAAAUCUUCCCGACGUCAGAGAUAAGGAGUGUCGUGAUAUUAAAUACAUGAACAACUUACCUCAAGCGAGCGUUAUUGUGUGUUUUCACAAUGAAGCGUGGAGCGUCCUCUUGCGGACAGUUCACAGUAUCCUGGACAGAUCACCUCCUGAGUUAAUUAAAGAAGUGAUCCUGGUGGACGAUUUUUCCGACCAACGUAAGUUAGCAUGGUUUUAAUAAGUACUUAUAAGUAAUCUAAAAGUUAAAGGUUAGAAAAUUAAUUUAGAUGCAUAAAACGAUAUAUACCAACACUUUCAAAUAUACUGUUGCCUAUAUGCUCGUUUGUUAAUUUCGGUAUAAAUUCUUUCCGAGGAACAUAAGCGAUAAAAGUUCUUUCUUAAAUAAAACUAGUUUAUUCUUUCUCGAUACAACUUUGUAAUACACAGAAUUUCCAAUCAGUACGAUAAACUUAACUUCUUUUAUAACAAACGUUAUGAAUUAAAGUGAUUCACACACUUUACUUACGGUGCCCACUGUUCGCUUGACUCAAUUAUCUAUCUCUUCAAUCUAUCUAAUUCCGCAAUCUAUUUAUCUCUGCAAUUGCGCUGGUUUUUCUCGCCAGACUUAUAUACCAAAAAA
Molecule: messenger RNA, 1374 nt
Organism: Limulus polyphemus (Atlantic horseshoe crab)
Lineage: Eukaryota; Metazoa; Arthropoda; Merostomata; Xiphosura; Limulidae
Product: putative polypeptide N-acetylgalactosaminyltransferase 9
Exons: 4
Coding region: 313-972 (219 amino acids)
Cellular component (GO): Golgi apparatus
Source: RefSeq, a predicted model, not a curated record